AUGGCUGCUGCUCGGGGAUCGGGCCUGUUGUUGGCCUUGGUGGUGGUGCUCAUGUCGUGCCUUGUGGCGGCGGAUUGCGAGUGCGGGUUUCUCACGCAGGAGCAGAAACGGAACGGAAGCGCAAGUGGAAAUGGAAAUGGGCAGCUGUUCUUUACCAACAUGAUGGAGAGCAAGUUCUUUGAGAUGCGAGACAUUUCGCGGGACGGCACGUGGAGGCGGCAGCAGUACAACGUUUCGGCGAGGGCUGGGCGAGGCGAGUACGGCAAGUCGUUUGCUUUGGACAAUGUGUGGACGACUUCUCGCGAUGGUGAGGGGGAGGGUGAGGAUGCUGAAAAGUUCAACGGUGGUGGUGAUGGGGUUGGGCUGGUGGUGGGCAGCACGGUUGUGGAUGAGGCCAUUCCGGUGGCGGAGCUGGACUCGGCGAGGAAUGACUUGCAUUACGGCUCGUAUCGCGCGGGCAUGAAGCUGACGGCCGUCAACGGCACCUGCGCGGCCUUUUUCUGGUACUUCAAUGACACCCAGGAGAUUGACAUGGAGUUUCUGUCGCGAGAGUUUGACCCCGUGAAGAAAAUCUAUCCCGCCAACCUCGUGAUCCAGUCGGAGGCAUCGCGCAAGGCGGGCUAUGAUGCGUCCAAGACGGGCACCUUCAAGGUGGUCAACCUCACGUUUGACCCUACCGCUGGAUUCCACGAGUAUCGCUUCGACUACCUGCCCAACCGCGUCUUGUUCUACGCCGACAGCCAGCUGCUGGCCGAGAUGACGGGAUCCUCGGUGCCCUCUGGUCCGGGCCACAUCAUUCUCCAGCACUGGAGCAACGGGAAUCCCCUGUGGUCUGGAGGCCCUCCCACGGAGGAUGCCGUCCUCACCGUGAGCUAUGUCAAGGCUUACUUCAACUCUUCGGCCUCGACUGCUCAGUCAAGCUGGGCCGAGAGCUGCCAAAAGGCACGGGGCUAUGAUUCGGAUAGCAGCAGCAAUGACCGAGUGUGUACGGUUGCAGACGUGACGGCAGCAAACGCCAGCACGGGAGGCACCUUUUUCAACACGAGCGAUCCGAAUCAGCCAAGCAGUGGCGGCGAAAGUGAUGAUGAGAGCGGCGCGACUCGUCUUGGCAGCACGGGGAUGGUGGUGACGGGUGCCAUGUUGCUGGUGUUGAUGAUGGCUUGCUUGUGA
This is a messenger RNA of Trichoderma aggressivum f. europaeum, 1170 nucleotides long. Its product is annotated as CAZyme family GH16. The transcript is spliced from 2 exons. The coding region runs from base 1 to 1170 and encodes 389 amino acids. NCBI's taxonomy places the organism in Eukaryota, Fungi, Ascomycota, Sordariomycetes, Hypocreales, Hypocreaceae. Gene Ontology annotation, molecular function: hydrolase activity, hydrolyzing O-glycosyl compounds. Gene Ontology annotation, biological process: carbohydrate metabolic process. The record is from RefSeq and is a predicted model, not a curated record.